Messenger RNA from Pseudo-nitzschia multistriata, 3171 nucleotides. The record is from the annotation of a GenBank genome assembly. NCBI's taxonomy places the organism in Eukaryota, Bacillariophyta, Bacillariophyceae, Bacillariales, Bacillariaceae.
AAUCAAUUGAAUCUCUACUGAAUCGAAUCGACUGUCUCGACUCAACUCGCUCCAACACCGAUGCCUCUGCACGACUGGAAAAAUGACAGGAGCAGUGCUGUAAAUGCGAUAGUACGAACAUAAUACGGUACCUUACUGUGUACGCUAAAGUACCAGUACCGGUACUGUUUCAAAAAUGAUUGUUCAUCGCUCCCCCGCUGAACAGCCCGCAGGCAACGAAUUGGACCACGCCGAGAGCCUUGCACAAAAACAGCGCUGCGGGGAACAGAAUCACGCCAACAUCACUCGGGUACGAAUUGUCUGGGGCAAGCACUACAGAACGUCACACGGGAGGAACACCAAACAACACAAAACUACACAACUCCAGCCCCAGCCCCAGCCCCAGCUCCCCGGUUCGUGGUCUCGAUAAGCGCGACGAGAAGCCUGUUCGACUCGGGGUUCCUCCGGCGAAUGCCCCCGCCCUCCCUUCCCUGACCGGAGAGCUCCGCGGAGGCGCUCUUCCGGGGGCACCCACCGCCAUGUUUGACACGGUGGUGUCGACCCCCUUUGCGAGCGGGGUUCCCUCUCUUGCCAGCAGCAGCGGCAACAGCAGUGGCAACGGCAAGAGCCACGCCACAAGAACCCCCGGAUUCCCGUACGCAUCGGUCCUCGACGACCUGUGCGAAAGGGUCGAAACCUCCGGCUUUUACACCCCGAAAUCCUCCCCGUGGUUCCUCCGGGGCGUCCUGGAGAAGCACCGCGACAGGGACAGGGAGCAAAUGGGCAGAAGCGGCCCCGACCGGUUCUUGACCAGGGGCCUGACCGAUGCCCUGGUGGAUCGCCUCCUGGAGGGGGACGGUCGUAGAGGACCCUUGGAACCGCAGGGGGAUCCGUGCCUGGUGGUGGCAAGGUCCCUGGUGGGGGCGGAUCCCUCCGGGUACCUCCCGGCGAUGGCGGCGAGCCUGUCCGACAAGGUCGGCGGAGCAGCAGCAGCAGCAACAACCUCCCAAACUCCAAGCACAACAACCACGGUCGAAGCCGCAAUCCACCCUCCGGCAAUUCCACCGGGAAUGCUCCGGUGGUGGAUCUCCCUCGUCGCCGACCCUUCCACGCCCCUGGAGAUCCACGACCGGUUGUCCGAUGCCCUGCUGGGCGUUGUUCUGGGCCACCGUGCCGGUUGCCGCACGCAGCAGCAGCAGCAGCAACAACAAGAGCAACAAAACCGAUCGCAACAACAACAACAACAACAACCGCUGCCCGACAGCGAACCAGACCACAACCCUUGCGGAUGCGAUCCUCCCUGUCGGCUCGCGGCAGACACCCUGGCCUGCCUGAUCUCUGCCGAAAGGGACCCGUGGGACCACCCACGGACCCUGGUGCCAAAGCGAGACCCGCCUCCCUCGUCCGCGUACGAUGCCCUGGUGCGCCGCGCCUCGUUCGGGAUCCGGUUCCUCUCGCGCUGCGGCACCCGGGCCGAUCGCGGAAAGGGUGCCGCCAACGGCACCACGAAAGAGACCUUAGGGCGGGAGGGACUCCCCGUUGUGGUUCGAUCGUCCGGUGCCGUGGAGUGGCUCGCCGAGGUCCUGGACACGGGGUUUGGGGGAGUCCUUUCUCUAGAAGCACGGCGGUUCGAAACCAAGCGGCGGCAGCAGCAGCAGCAGCCACCACCACAACCGCAAAAGGGCGACGGGGACGUCAUUCGUGUCCACCAUCGCUUUCGCUUGCUGGACGUGCUGCUGGAGGAAUGCGGCCGGCACCGGGAAGCGGGAAGCGGCCCGUUCUUCCUGGAAGGCCUCGCCGGCGAGGACAAGCGGGCCUUCUCGGGUUUUGUCGCGGAGACCUCCCGCUGCCUGGUGGAAAAGUGGAGGCGCCACCUCCUCUCCCCCCACCAAGAAAAGGGCGGAAGGUGGGGUCCUUCCGCAUCGCCGAGCAACGAGAUCGGGCCCGGGAAGGGGGCCCUCUUCUGCGCGGCCCGCUUUCUCCGCGUCCUCUCCCGGCUGCUCCCCCUGCUCUCGCAAGAGCCCCUGGGGUGUGGUGCCGGGGGAAGGGAUUCCCCGCUGGUCUCUUCUUGCGAAACGAUGGACGAGGCCACCUUUAGGGACGGGAAAGCCCUCUUUGCCCGCAUGCUCGGCGACGAAGAAACCCCGCUCCAGCAGCUGAAGCUGGUCCGGCUCCUGGUGGACGAGUUCUACAACGCCCGAAGCAAAGCGGACACCUUCCGAGCGUGUCCCUCCACCCGGGGCUGGCUCUCCUCCCCCGCCCUGCUCGGGCCGGUCCUCCGCCAGUGCGAGGAGGACCCCUUCCUGCUCCGGUCGGACGCCGCCCGCUGGUACGUCGGCGCCUACGGCAGGGAGAAACCAGGGGCAAGGGGGUCCCUCCGCACCAGGCCCCUCCGGGCCGCCCCGGACUGCCUCCCAGCGGGCACGGAAGGGCACCGAGGGAGGCAGCCUUGGGAAGCGCGCACAACCUUGCGGUCCCCGCUGGUCCUGAUGCGCAACCUGGGAGCGGCGUGGGACCGAAGGGGCACUUGCCCGGGCAAUGGGGGGACGCUUCCCGAACAGCGCGAGAACUACGAGCUCUUUGGGGGGGACGACGACGAAACGACCGGGAGCGGCGGGGAAGGGUCCCGGUGGGAACCGUGCUACCAGGCCGCGGACUAACCAACUACUAACUACUGUACUAACAAACAAACAAACAAACAAACAAACAAACAAACAAACAAACAACAAUGCUUGUCACAACCACGAUUGUCGUGAUCGUAUCGAACGGUCCGGCAAAGGUGCUGGGAAGAACCGCGAGGAUCUUGUGUCGCGGUGGCGUCGGCGCUGGGUCCGUGGUCUCCGUCGUUUCUUGCCAAGACCAACCGACGAGCCCGCUGCUGGGAAAACUCCUUUCUCUGGUGCCCGUGCGAGGUAGGUGAAUUUCGAAUUUGUAUCCUGCAAGCUGCCGUACGUAUCGUAUCCGUGAACCCUUCCUAUCUCUGACCAUGGGCGAAGAGAAUCCCCAUAUUCCAGUCAGGUCGUCGCGGAAACACCGAUAGAGUACCAAAGCCACCAACCAAAGUGGAGAUCUUGUAAAUCAAGAAUAGCACGAGUCCAAAUAACAAAUAACUCCAACAGGAAGAGCUGUAUUCAUUCUACAAUUUCUUUCGUCUACUUCUAACCAAUGGGAUAAUAGAUACACAGUAACAGU